GACACGCAAUCCAACCGCUUCGCAGCGCUUUCCAAUGACUCUGCUCCACGGCCACGGUCUGGGGGAUUUGGCGGUGGUGGAGAUCGAUGUAUGUCUCACGCGUUCCGCAAGGCCACGAUGUCUUUGCUACAUCCGCCAAACCUCACUUCACUCGAUUAAGUCUUUUGCCUUCCGUUACCAAAGAUCUAUCUUCUAACGAAGCCCACCCGCCUGCGAUGGCGUACAUUUUCUUAUGGCGGUAUACUAAUCGUCCCAUAGACCGCCCUGGUCAAGAUCGAAACCAGAAGCUGCCGUACAAUCUCGACCGCGAAGCCAUCCAAGCCGAUCUGACACCAUCGAACCAACCGAAGGGUGAGAAACCAGAAUGGCCGCUUUCAGCAUACGGGCCUGGACGCGAGGCGCCGCGCCAGCUGAUAGAGGGUUCCCUGGAACAGAGUCCGGAGGAGAUGCGCGUGCUGUACUACCUUGCGGCAAGCGAAGGGAAGCUGGGCGAAUAUCAACAACAAGAGCUCCAACUCCGCAACCAAGCCCAGCAACAGGCUCAAGCGAUCUUGAGCGACAUUGACAAGGCCAUCCAGUACGUCAUUGAUGGUGAACAACAACAUCCAAACCGGCUCGAUCAGGUUGUCAAGGAGGCUGGCAGUGCUCGAUCGCAGCCUGCAGGCUUCGGUCACCCGUCAAGCUCCGGCGGUGCAUUAGGAUUCGGCGAGGCCGCUACACCAGCCGCAAGCUCCCCUUUCGGGCAUUUUUCUGGGCGCGGACAGCAAAGGCCCGCCUUUGGACAACCUUCCCAACCAGCCGGCGCCACAGCAUUCGGGCAGCCUCCCUCUGUGGGCAGUGGGCCUGCGUUCGGGCAGCCCUCUGCGAUAGGAGACGCUAAGCCUGCAUUUGGUGGGUCCUCACAGCCUGCCGGAGGCAACGCGUUCGGUGCGCCAGCACGGCCCAACAGCGGCGGUAAUGCGUUUGGCGCACCUUCUGCGCUCGGUCAGAGACCUGCGUUCGGACAGCCCUCUCAGCCAGCGUUCGGACAAUCAGCGUUCGGACACGCGCCGAAGACAGCUUUUGGCCAGCCCUCACAACCUGCGCAGCAAGCUUCGCCUUUCGGUGGACAAGCCUCGAACCCCAGCCCGUUCGCAGCAGCAAACCAGCAGCCCUCGGGUUUUGGUCAGGCCAUUCAAGCCCAGCCGCAACAGGCAAGUUCCUUCGGCCAAGAGACUGUGUUUGGUCAGAGCAGCGCGAGUCCGUUCGGCGCUGGUCAGACGGCGGGCUCUGCAUUCGGCGCUCCUUCGCAGCCUACCGGCUCUCCCUCCGGGCAGCCGUCUCAGCCAAGCAACAGCGGGUUUGGACAACCGCCGUCUAGUUCUGCGACACACCCAGCUUUCGGCAGUACCAACGGAUUCAGCUCCCAGCCCAACGGAGUCUCACCCGCACCCACAAAUAUGGGGCACCUGAUCAAUGGUGACGCGGUGGGUAUCUCAGCCACGUUAAACCAUACGACACGUACGGCAGACGGCAAGACAUUAAUGACCUGGGGAGGUCACCCAGUCACGUACGACAGGGAAGAAAAUCCGCCUGUGCCGUUCUUCAGAAACCCGCAAACUGGCAAGCGGGAGCGGAUAUGGCAUCCUGAUGGUCCGCCCGACAGGCCGAACGAAUACGCGGAGUCAGCGCCAGAAGUCUACAGCGGGGAUAUCGGUGCUAUUCUGAAGGGCGUGUAUGAUCAUGUGAGAGACAAUGAGGCCUUCAAAGACAUGGUGCCAGAGAUACCGCCCAAGCGUGAAUGGAUACGCUGGGACUUAUAGUAUGACGAUGGCGUUGGGUGCAGAUGCCGUGCUUGAGACUUUCUAUCAUCUAUCGUAUAUCGUAGAACCUCGCUGCGAUGUUCGCCAGGCCUCGUGGCGUGUUUCGUACGUCCUGUUGUGGUUUAGUUUAGCUGACCGUUGCUGGACUGGGCUGGAGAAGCGAGGAUGACCGUGCACAGCUCCCCACGCGUUUGGAACGCGCACCCCUGUCGGUCGGUCGUUGAUCAGUUAUGCCGCCGUCCCCUUUCGAGCAAUUACCUCUUACGCCUUCCU
Messenger RNA from Baudoinia panamericana UAMH 10762, 2075 nucleotides. RefSeq lists its product as uncharacterized. The coding region runs from base 87 to 1802 and encodes 571 amino acids. The record is from RefSeq and is a predicted model, not a curated record. The transcript has 3 exons. NCBI's taxonomy places the organism in Eukaryota, Fungi, Ascomycota, Dothideomycetes, Mycosphaerellales, Teratosphaeriaceae.